AUGCCUCGGGGUCAUAAAAGUAAGCUCCGUGCCCGUGAGAAACGCUGCCAGGUCCAGAGUGAGACUCAGAGUCUACAGAGAGCUCAGGUCAUUGCAGCAGAGGAGGAAGAAGCCCCCUGUUCUUCCUCUUCUCCUUGUGGUGGUGCCACGAGCCAAGGUGAGGAAAGACCAAGCACCUCCCAGGCACCACCUACCACUGAUCAUACGUGCAAAAGCCCUGUAGACGAGAAGGCGAUUUUGUUGGUGUCGUUCAUGUUACGCAAGUAUAACCUGAGGCAGCCCAUAACAAAGCAAGAGCUGCUGAAGUGUAUCUCCAAAAAGUACAGGCAGCAGUUCCAUGAGAUCCUCAGGAGAGCCUCUGACCUUAUGGUGCUGGCCUUUGGCAUCGAAGUGAAGGAAGUCGACCCGACCAGGUCCCAUUAUAUGCUUGUCAGCAAAUUGCGUGUCACCGGUGAUGCAAGGCGGAGUGCUGGGAUGGGCCUUCUGAUGACCAUCCUGUGUGUGAUCUUCAUGAAGGACAAUUGCGCCGCUGAAGAAGAUAUCUGGGAAGUGCUUAAUGUGAUGGAGAUAUAUGACGGAAAGAAGCACGAUUUCUACGGGGAGCCCAGGAAGCUCAUCACCCAAGAUCUGGUGAAGGAUAGGUACCUGGAGUACCAGCAGGUGCCCAACAGUGAUCCUCCACGCUAUCAAUUCCUGUGGGGUCCAAGAGCCCAUGCUGAAACCAGCAAGAUGGAAGUCCUGGAGUUUUUAGCUGGGAUCCAUAAUACCGUUCCCAGUGCCUUCCCAUCCUGGUAUGAGGAGGCUUUGAGAGAUGAGGAAGAAAGAGCCAGAGCCAGAUUUGGAGCUAUGCUUCUUAAUAGUGCCAUGGCCCAUGCAAGUUCCAGGCUCGAUUCCAGCAGUUUCUCCCACCCUUAGUGAAAUCUGAGGCACUUUCCCCACUUUGUGUUUGAAAAAUAGUGGGUGGCCAGGGCGGUGUUGGAGGGAGCACAGUACAUAUCAUAUCUGUAUUCUUGUUCUGUGUGAGUAACUUUCAGAUUUAUCUUUUGUUGUUGUUGAGUUUUCAAUUUUAUUCUUUUAAAAAAAUGUUUAUUAGCUUCAGAAUCUAAGUAUAUAAAUAAUACUGGUUAUAUAUUUAAUGUUGCUUAUGAAUCUUAAGAGUUAAGAGUUUUGCUAUUUUAUCAAAUAAAUUGGAAAACCCUCCAUCUUAUUUAGUGAUCUGAAACAAACAAAACACAUGGCACUGGAAUAGGCAUUUCUAUAGAAAUGUGAAAAAAAUCAGCAAGAAUGUAGUUAGAAUUAAGAAAUAGAGAAAAAAAAAGUAAAAGAUGGUAAAUUCUUGACUUCUCUUAUUACUUCUCUUCUAUUGUUCUGUAAAAUAA
This is a messenger RNA of Galeopterus variegatus (Sunda flying lemur), 1379 nucleotides long. Its product is annotated as melanoma-associated antigen B10-like. The coding region runs from base 1 to 915 and encodes 304 amino acids. The record is from RefSeq and is a predicted model, not a curated record. The transcript has 2 exons. Gene Ontology annotation, biological process: negative regulation of transcription by RNA polymerase II. Gene Ontology annotation, cellular component: nucleus. NCBI's taxonomy places the organism in Eukaryota, Metazoa, Chordata, Mammalia, Dermoptera, Cynocephalidae.